This is a messenger RNA of Bursaphelenchus okinawaensis, 1392 nucleotides long. The record is from the annotation of a GenBank genome assembly. Lineage: Eukaryota; Metazoa; Nematoda; Chromadorea; Rhabditida; Aphelenchoididae.
AUGGAAUCACGGAUCUAUCACGAUCUUCACCGUCACGAUCGUUCGACACAGUCACGCUUCCAGAUGGGCUCUCGGCCAUAUCUCUACGUUCUUCGUCAAUUGAUCCAACAUCAAGACAAGGAGCAGGUACGUCGCCAAUGGAAAGAACAGGCACCGAAUUGACAUCAGAAUGGCCAAGACGAAGUCCACGAUAUUUAUCAACAAUCGGUCGAAGAAAAUGUCUAGCAAAUACCCCCAGAGUAAAAACAACCACAACCACCAAUACAACACCCACAAUAACCCAAUUCGUACCAGGUGCACCAUCAGCACCAUCACUCUUUGGACAAUUCAACAACAAUUGGGUGAGAUCGUCAGGAGAGUCGAUUGGAGCCGGCAGACAUCCCGGUUCCAGCGGGAAGCAAAUAACGUUACUAUUACAGUUUAUUGUUGUUUAAACUGUCGUAUUAUCGGUAUAACAUAAAAAGUGACAAAAAUAUUAUAUUAUUUAAGUUUUGUUUAUAACAGCACAAAUUUUCUAAAUGAUUAUUAGGUAACAUUCAGUAAUGACCUUCAUUAUUAAAAAGAUGGGGUAAAAUUCUAUAGGAAAGUGAGUUGGGCUGGUAAAACAGUAAUUUUGUUAAAAGUUGAACCAAUUUGAAAAACCUAAAAUAUCAUAUGCAGCUUACUCUAAAAAAGCUAAACUUGAAACGUAUUUUGCUUCAACUUUACUGUAAAGGGCUGAAAAACACAAUGCCAAGACUUGCCAAUUUGGCGAAAACUCAAAUUUUUGUAAAAGUUUAACCAAAAUGUUGCCACUACUGUUAUUUACAGCGUAUCAGUAGUAUAAAUAGAAAGCUUGGUGAAUUUUUAUCACCUAAUAACAAUGUUAAUGGAUGUAAAGUAAAAAGAUACCACAGUAACUAAGUAUAUACGCAUGAUAACUAUAGUAAGAUUUUAAAAAAUCCCCGGCUCUAAAUGCAGUGUCAAAUAUCUCACAAAUUGUGAGACAUUAGAGUUAAAAUAUACUUUAUUACUUUACUACUUUAAUUUGAACUUUACUAUUUUGAUUAAAACAUUUUUAAACUGUAAUUUAAACCUUUAUUUAUUAUCCUUUCGGAGAAAAAGAUCGCGCAGCCCGCACUGAUCAGGGCGCGAACCGACGCAAAAAAGCGUUCUCUUUUCUCGUUCGAUUUGGCUUUUUUCGCGGCCCAAAACCUGAGGCAACGGGUUUGUCAUUUUGCCUUUGGGUUGAAAGUUCAGUUGGGUGGACUGACGACGACGAGAGAGGCCGUUCUUGGUGCCCGUGGACCGACAAAGAAGAGACUUGGAACGACGACCACCGACACCACUCCCACGACCACCGACACCACUCCCACGACCACUACGACCUCACCGACACUUGGCCACACCUGA